CACUUUACUGAUAACCAAUGUACUAAUGUUAAACCGAUAUUUAAAUACAUUACAAUAAAAUUGACACAGUUUAUUUGUCAACAAUAUUAUAAGUUAACAGACGUUCUCAAACGUCAAACACAAACAUUUUCCUUUUAUCACAAACUAUUGCCAAAGUUUGUUCAAUUGUGUGAGUUUCGUGAAAUAAAGCGGCAAGAAUGAAAGAUUUGGUUGGCAAGUGGAAAUUGGACUGGGAUAGGAACGACAACUUUGAAGAGUACCUGAAAGCAGUAGGCCUAAACAUUCUGUUCAGAAAGGCAGGCAAGGCCGUGGUGCCGACGGAAGUCAUCGAGCAGGUGGACGAUGACACGUGGUCCUUGUACGUGACUGCGUCCGUGCGGCACAGCCACCUAAAGUUCCGGUUCGGAGAGGAGGUGCACGAGACCACCAUGGACGGCCGGAAGUGCGUGUCAACAUUCUCAGUGAACGAUGAUGGCGUGCUGGUGCAGUACCAGAGGUCGCUAAACCCCAGUGUACCGGACACGGUGAUCACGCGGAAGCGCUCCAGCAGCAACCUCUUUAUACAGGAAUACGAAGCAGUCGGAACAAAAGUGAAAUCCACACGAAAGUUCAUCCGUCUUGAAUCGUGAACCCGAUCGCAUGCAGCAACCGACCUCCUCCGCCCCGUCCCCCCCCCCCCCACCCCCACACACACAUUCAGUGAUCGCAUCUGCUGCUAAUAUUUCAACCUCCAUUUAGAGAUCAUUGUGAAACUGUGCAUAAUUAUGAACUAUAUAUGGAAAAGUACAUGUUCCCUUAUUCAUAUUUUUGACACUUUUUCAAUAGUGCUACUCGACUGUACAAGUUUUAAAAUUGUCUAUAGAGGUAUGCAUGUUCUUUGAUGACAAAUCUUAGAAAUCACACUUCUAGAUUUUGAUGAGGAUAUUGUUCAUACAAAGCAUUUGUUUUUGCAAAUAAAUACACUUGUAACA
Messenger RNA from Dreissena polymorpha, 971 nucleotides. RefSeq names its product sodium/calcium exchanger regulatory protein 1-like. The transcript has 4 exons. Gene Ontology annotation, cellular component: cytosol; nucleus. Gene Ontology annotation, biological process: fatty acid transport. Gene Ontology annotation, molecular function: fatty acid binding. Lineage: Eukaryota; Metazoa; Mollusca; Bivalvia; Myida; Dreissenidae. The record is from RefSeq and is a predicted model, not a curated record. The coding region runs from base 198 to 629 and encodes 143 amino acids.